UCAUGCUGCUGCCAGGUCCAGAGUGUCUCAUGGGUCCCUGUACGGCCUCCCAUUGCUGCUGUCUCCAUCGCCACACUCUGCCAUGUGCCACUUUCAGGUCUCCUCACACACUGCUGGAUUCCAUUUUGUCAUAGGGUGCUGGCAGAUUACGGGCCUCCCAUUGCUGCUGCCAGGCCCCUAAUCUGCCAUGGGCCCCAGUACCGCCUCCUCAUGCUGCUGCCAGGUCCACAGUCUCUCAUGGGUCCCUGUACGGCCUCCCAUUGCUGCUGUCUCCAUCGCCACACUCUGCCAUGUGCCACUUUCAGGUCUCCUCACACUGCUGGUGUGUUCCAUUUUUUG
This is a messenger RNA of Staurois parvus, 339 nucleotides long. The record is from the annotation of a GenBank genome assembly. NCBI's taxonomy places the organism in Eukaryota, Metazoa, Chordata, Amphibia, Anura, Ranidae.